AUGAUCCGACGCACCUUCUCCCGUAUUGCUCGCAUGGACUUCCAAGUACUCUAUGGGGCCUACGUCAGACCGCUCCUGGAGUACGCCAACCAAGUUGUCUACUCAGGACGUACGAAAGACGUCAUCCUCAUUGAGCGUGUCCAGCGGGCCGCCACUAGAAUGGUUGCCGGCCUCAAAUCCGUGGACUACGAAACGCGUCUCGCGAUGCUUGAUCUCUUUCCCCUGGAGUACCGUCGCCUCCGAGGGGACCUAAUUCUUACUUACGCCCUGUUUGAACAAAGCUUGGCAAACAGGUUUUUUACCGUUGACCCAGCAAACACCCGGCGGGGACAUAGCAUCAUCCGCGUAAACGGACGGCCAAUUGAGGCGCUAGAACCUAAACCUUUGUUGCCGAAACUCCUCGAGCCGAUUUUGCUUAUUGGUCGCGACAGGUUUGCUUGUCUUGAUAUUCGUGUACGGGUGAGCGGCGGUGGUCGUGUUGCUCAGAUCUAUGCGAUCAGACAGGCUCUAGCCAAAUCAGUGGUUGCAUUUCACCAGAAGUAUGUCGAUGAGACAUCCAAGAACAUUAUGAAAGAGAAACUGGUUCAGUAUGAUCGUAGCCUUUUGGUUGCCGAUCCCAGGCGUUGUGAACCAAAGAAGUUUGGUGGCCCAGGUGCACGAGCUCGAUACCAGAAAUCCUAUCGUUAA
Molecule: messenger RNA, 687 nt
Organism: Opisthorchis viverrini
Lineage: Eukaryota; Metazoa; Platyhelminthes; Trematoda; Opisthorchiida; Opisthorchiidae
Exons: 2
Coding region: 1-687 (228 amino acids)
Biological process (GO): maturation of SSU-rRNA from tricistronic rRNA transcript (SSU-rRNA, 5.8S rRNA, LSU-rRNA); translation
Cellular component (GO): ribosome; cytosolic small ribosomal subunit
Molecular function (GO): RNA binding; structural constituent of ribosome
Source: RefSeq, a predicted model, not a curated record